UUCAUCCAUCUCAUCUGCCGCACAAGGCGACGACCUCCUGACGCUGUCCCUCACUCCCACACGCCUCGCCUGCUCGCCACUCGCUCCCUCUUCGCCUCGCCGGCGUCUGGGAAGGGCCACCGCCACCGCCACCGCCACCGGACACCAUGUCCGCCGACCCGCCAAACCAGCCGGAGCAGAACGGCGACGGGUACGCGUACCUGUCGGGGCUGGGCAACAGCUUCGCCUCGGAGGCCGUCCCGGGGGCGCUACCCGCCAACGGCCACAACAGCCCGCUGCUCUGCCCGCUGGGGCUCUACGCCGAGCAGCUCUCCGGCACCUCCUUCACCACCCCGCGCCACCGCAACCUACGAACGUGGAUGUACCGGAUCAAGCCGUCGGUGACCCACGACCCCUUCCACCCGCGGACCCCGCCCAACCCGCGCCUCCUCGCCGACUUCCACGACCCGAACGCCGCCGUCGCCACGCCCACCCAGCUCCGAUGGCGGCCCGCCGACCUGCCGCCCCGCGAUGCAGAUGCGGACCUCGACUUCGUCGACGGCCUCUACACCGUCUGCGGCGCCGGCAGCUCCUUCCUCCGCCACGGAUUCGCAGUCCACAUGUACGCCGCCAACAAGUCAAUGGACGGGUGCGCCUUCUGCAACGCCGACGGCGACUUCCUCAUCGUGCCACAGCAAGGGAAGUUGUUGAUCACAACCGAAUGCGGAAAGAUGCUGGUGCCGCCCGGCGAGAUCGUCGUCAUUCCUCAGGGCUUCCGCUUCGCCGUCGACUUGCCUGACGGGCCUUCGCGCGGCUACGUUUCAGAGAUCUUCGGCGCCCAUUUCCAGCUCCCUGAUCUCGGCCCAAUUGGUGCUAAUGGUUUGGCUUCAGCAAGGGAUUUCCUCUCCCCCACGGCAUGGUUCGAGCAAGCCCACCGCCCUGGAUACGUCAUAGUGCAGAAGUAUGGUGGUGAGCUUUUUACAGCUACGCAGGAUUUCUCGCCGUUUAACGUGGUCGCCUGGCAUGGAAACUAUGUCCCUUACAAGUACGAUCUGAGCAAGUUUUGUCCGUUUAACACUGUCCUGUUCGAUCACGCUGAUCCCUCAGUAAACACAGUGCUUACUGCUCCAACUGACAAGCCUGGCGUGGCACUGCUUGAUUUCGUGAUAUUCCCGCCACGAUGGCUGGUGGCCGAGAACACGUUCCGACCUCCGUACUACCACCGCAACUGCAUGAGCGAGUUCAUGGGGCUGAUCUACGGCGUGUAUGAGGCUAAAGCCGAUGGUUUCCUCCCAGGAGGCGCGAGCCUGCACAGCUGCAUGACGCCGCACGGGCCAGACACCAAGACGUACGAGGCGACCAUCAGCAAGCUUGGCGGACCGGACGCCAACACGCCGACGAGGCUGAGUGGCACGCUGGCAUUCAUGUUCGAGUCGGCUCUGAUCCCGCGCGUGUGCCGCUGGGCCCUGGAGUCGCCGUCCCGGGACCUCGACUACUACCAGUGCUGGAUCGGGCUCAAAUCCCACUUCUCACACAGCGGCGAUGACGGUGAUGGAGCGGCGACAACCGGUGGCGACGACAAGGAUGGCGAGAAGUAGCUCUGUUUCCGCAGGUAGGAAGUGAAAUUCCUAGGCCAUGUAUAUGUAUGUAUACUACAGUACUAGUUGUUACUUGUGUAAAGGGAUAAAGCAAACAGUAAUCAAUCCAGUAAGCAGAAUGUGCAGCAUGCAUGUACAAUCAAUCACCAUCCUAUCCGUUCCCAUCACCAUGCCAUGUGUAUAAUAAUAAUGUCAUUAGCAAGCAAAAACAUGUACAUUGAUGGUGAUGAGCAGUUGGUUCUCUUUUGUGGUUAGCAGCCUAUUUAUUGGCUGAUUGUACCCUCACCACUUUUGUUGAAUAAAGCUCCCCUGGUUAAUUCUGUAAGGAAGAGGAUGCAACUAUAACUGUAUUGAAAGAGGAUCCUGGUUAA
Messenger RNA from Triticum dicoccoides, 1948 nucleotides. Its product is annotated as homogentisate 1,2-dioxygenase-like. The coding region runs from base 147 to 1577 and encodes 476 amino acids. Gene Ontology annotation, biological process: L-phenylalanine catabolic process. Gene Ontology annotation, molecular function: homogentisate 1,2-dioxygenase activity. The record is from RefSeq and is a predicted model, not a curated record. The transcript has 8 exons. Gene Ontology annotation, cellular component: cytoplasm. NCBI's taxonomy places the organism in Eukaryota, Viridiplantae, Streptophyta, Magnoliopsida, Poales, Poaceae.